AGAGGAGGAAGAGCUUUAUCGUCGUCAUGUGAUUAUUUUAACGAUAAAAGUGUGGAAAACGCGUAUCCUCAGAAAGAGGAGGAGGAGUCCUGGUCCUGAGGUGGACCCACAGUCCUGUUCUUUGUGCCUGAAGGUCCUGACUGAUCCAGUCUGGACCAGCUGUGGACACUGGUUCUGCAGAGAGUGCAUCAGUUCAUACUGGGACCAGUCUGGUCCAUCAGGAGACUCCUCCUGUCCCCAGUGUGGAAAAAGAUUCAGAACCAGAGUCAGAACUGGAACCGGAACUGGACUGCAGAUGGACAGAACUGUACAAGAUGAACAUAAGCUCAGUCUGAGGAGCAGAUGUGAACGUGUGACUGAAGGAACUGAUGAAGAAGGAAGUGGAACCCAACUAAAGCAGAUCUUCACUGAGCUCUACAUCACAGAGGGACAGAGUGAAGACGUUAAUACCCAACAUGAGGUGAAGACGCUGGAGACAGCUUCCAAGAAGAAGACCAUCCAAGACAAAAGAAUCAGAUGUCAGGACAUCUUCAAAGCCCUACCUGACCAGCAGAACCCCAUCAGAGUGGUUCUGACCAACGGCGUCGCUGGAGUUGGAAAAACCUUCUCGGUGCUGAAGUUCACUCUGGACUGGGCAGAGGGUUUAGAAAACCAGGACGUCAGUCUGGUGGUUCUGCUGUCCUUCAGAGAGCUGAACCUGGUCAGAGAUGAGCAGUACAGUCUGCUGACACUGCUCCGUGUUUUCCAUCCAACAUUACAGAAGGUCACAGCAGAGCAGAUCAGCGUCUGCAAACUUCUGUUCAUCUUCGACGGCCUGGAUGAAAGCAGACUUUCACUGGACUUCCACGACUGUGAGGUGGUUUCAGACGUCACUCAGAAGAAACCAGUCAACGUGCUGUUGACCAACCUCAUCAAGGGGAACCUGCUUCCAUCAGCUCUCAUCUGGAUAACUUCCAGACCUGCAGCAGCCAAUCAGAUCCCUCCUUCAUGUGUGGACAGGGUAACAGAAGUCCGAGGCUUCACCACCGACGUCCAGAAGGAGGAGUACUUCAGGAGGAGAUCCAGUAAUGAAGAUCUGUGCAACACAAUCAUCUCACACAUCAAGACAUCCAGGAGCCUCCACCUCAUGUGUCAAAUCCCAGUCUUCUGCUGGAUCAGUUCUAUGGUUCUGGAGCACAUGUUGACUUCAGACCAGAGAGAAGAGCUGCCCAAGACCCUGACCAACCUGUACUCACACUUCAUCAUGGUCCAGACAAAGAGGAAGAAGAACAAGUAUGAAAAAGGAGGUGAGAUGGAGCUGACGGAGGCUGACAGGGAAGUUCUUCUGAAGCUGGGGAGGCUGGCAUUUGAACAACUGGAGAAAGGAAACGUCAUGUUCUACCAAGAAGACCUGGAGCAGUGUGGUCUGGACGUCACAGAUGCCUUGGUGAAGUCAGGAGUUUGUACCGAGAUCUUCAAAAGAGAGAGUGGACUCUUCCAGAAACCACUGUACACCUUUGUACAUCUGAGUGUUCAGGAGUUUCUGGCAGCAGUUUACAUCUACCACUGUUUGACCAACAACACAGAAGUAGUGAUGAGGUUUCUGAGGAGAGAAGAAGAAGAAGAAGAAGAUGAAGAAGAAGAAGAUGAAGAUGAAGAGGAAGAAGAAGAAGAGGAAGAAGAAGAGGAGUAUGACCAUAAUUCAACAUUCGAUGUCCUCCUCAGCUUGGUCAUGGUAAAAUCCCUCUCCAGUAAAAAUGGCCACCUGGAUCUGUUUGUUCGUUUCCUUCAUGGUCUUUGUCUGGAGUCCAACCACAGACUUUUUGGAGAUCUGCUGGGUCAAACAGAGAUCAGCUCAGAAACCAUAGAGGAAGUCAUCAACAACCUGAAGGAGAUGAAUACUGAGUAUAUCUCUCCUGACAGAAGCAUCAACAUCUUCCACUGUCUGAUGGAGAUGAACGACCACUCAGUCCAACAGGAGGUCCAAGAGUUCCUGAAGUCAGAGAACAGGUCAGUGAAGACACUCUCUGAGAUCCAGUGUUCAGCUCUGGCCUACGUACUGCAGAUGUCUGAGGAGGUUCUGGAUGAGUUGGAUCUGAAUAAGUACAACACAUCAGACGAAGGACGACUGAGACUGAUUCCAGCUGUGAGGAACUGCAGAAAGGCUGAUCUCUCUGGGUGUGAUCUCUCAGACAUUCACUUUGAAGUCGUGGCCUCAGCUCUGAAGUCCAGUCCUUCCCAUCUCACAGAACUGAACCUGAGUGAUAAUUCCAUGGAGGAUCCAGAAGUGGAGGUUCUAAGUUCUGGACUGGAGAGUCCAAACUGCAGACUGGAGACUCUGAGAUUGAAGGACUGCGGUUUGUCAGAUGUCAGCUGUUCUUCUCUGGCCUCAGCUCUGAAGUCCAAUCCAUUCCAUCUGACGGAACUUGAUCUGGGAGGAAACGACCUGAAGGAUUCAGGAGUGAAGCUGUUGUGUGAUUUUCUUCAGAGUCCAGACUGUAAACUACAGAUUCUGAGAUUGGAUUACUGCGGUUUGUCAGAUGUCAGCUGUUCUUCUCUGGCCUCAGCUCUGAAGUCCAAUCCAUUCCAUCUGAUGGAACUUGAUCUGAGUGAAAACGACCUGGAGGAUUCAGGAGUGAAGCUGUUGUGUGAUUUUCUUCAGAGUCCAGACUGUAAACUACAGAUUCUGAGAUUGGAGGGCUGUGGUUUGUCCGAUGUCAGCUGUUCUUCUCUGGCCUCAGCUCUGAAGUCCAAUCCAUUCCAUCUGAUGGAACUUGAUCUGAGUGAAAACGACCUGAAGGAUUCAGGAGUGAAGCUGUUGUGUGAUUUUCUUCAGAGUCCAGACUGUAAACUACAGAUUCUGAGAUUGGAUGACUGCGGUUUGUCAGAUGUCAGCUGUUCUUCUCUGGCCUCAGCUCUGAAGUCCAAUCCAUUCCAUCUGACGGAACUUGAUCUGAGUGAAAACGACCUGAAGGAUUCAGGAGUGAAGCUGUUGUGUGAUUUUCUUCAGAGUCCAGACUGUAAACUACAGAUUCUGAGAUUGAGGGGCUGCGGUUUGUCAGAUGUCAGCUGUUCUUCUCUGGCCUCAGCUCUGAAGUCCAAUCCAUUCCAUCUGACGGAACUUGAUCUGGGAGGAAACGACCUGAAGGAUUCAGGAGUGAAGCUGUUGUGUGAUUUUCUUCAGAGUCCAGACUGUAAACUACAGAUUCUGAGAUUGGAUUACUGCCGUUUGUCAGAUGUCAGCUGUUCUUCUCUGGCCUCAGCUCUGAAGUCCAAUCCAUUCCAUCUGACGGAACUUGAUCUGGGAGGAAACGACCUGAAGGAUUCAGGAGUGAAGCUGUUGUGUGAUUUUCUUCAGAGUCCAGACUGUAAACUACAGAUUCUGAGAUUGGAUUACUGCCGUUUGUCAGAUGUCAGCUGUUCUUCUCUGGCCUCAGCUCUGAAGUCCAAUCCAUUCCAUCUGACGGAACUUGAUCUGACAGGAAACGACCUGAAGGGUUCAAGAGCGAAGCUGUUGUGUGAUUUUCUUCAGAGUCCAGACUGUAAACUACAGAUUCUGAGAUUGAGGGGCUGCGGUUUGUCAGAUGUCAGCUGUUCUUCUCUGGCCUCAGCUCUGAAGUCCAAUCCAUUCCAUCUGACGGAACUUGAUCUGGGAGGAAACGACCUGAAGGGUUCAGGAGUGAAGCUGUUGUGUGAUUUUCUUCAGAGUCCAGACUGUAAACUACAGAUUCUGAGAUUGGAUUACUGCCGUUUGUCAGAUGUCAGCUGUUCUUCUCUGGCCUCAGCUCUGAAGUCCAAUCCAUUCCAUCUGACGGAACUUGAUCUGAGUGAAAACGACCUGAAGGGUUCAAGAGCGAAGCUGUUGUGUGAUUUUCUUCAGAGUCCAGACUGUAAACUACAGAUUCUGAGAUUGAGGGGCUGCGGUUUGUCAGAUGUCAGCUGUUCUUCUCUGGCCUCAGCUCUGAAGUCCAAUCCAUUCCAUCUGACGGAACUUGAUCUGAGUGGAAACGACCUGAAGGAUUCAGGAGUGAAGCUGUUGUGUGAUUUUCUUCAGAGUCCAGACUGUAAACUACAGAUUCUGAGAUUGGAUUACUGCGGUUUGUCAGAUGUCAGCUGUUCUUCUCUGGCCUCAGCUCUGAAGUCCAAUCCAUUCCAUCUGAGGGAACUUGAUCUGAGUGGAAACGACCUGAAGGGUUCAGGAGUGAAGCUGUUGUGUGAUUUUCUUCAGAGUCCAGACUGUAAACUACAGAUUCUGAGAUUGAGGGGCUGCGGUUUGUCAGAUGUCAGCUUUUCUUCUCUGGCCUCAGUUCUGAAGUCCAAUCCAUUCCAUCUGACGGAACUUGAUCUGGGAGGAAACGACCUGAAGGAUUCAGGAGUGAAGCUGUUGUGUGAUUUUCUUCAGAGUCCAGACUGUAAACUACAGAUUCUGAGAUUGGAUUACUGCCGUUUGUCAGAUGUCAGCUGUUCUUCUCUGGCCUCAGCUCUGAAGUCCAAUCCAUUCCAUCUGACGGAACUUGAUCUGAGUGGAAACGACCUGAAGGAUUCAGGAGUGAAGCUGUUGUGUGAUUUUCUUCAGAGUCCAGACUGUAAACUACAGAUUCUGAGAUUGGAUUACUGCCGUUUGUCAGAUGUCAGCUGUUCUUCUCUGGCCUCAGCUCUGAAGUCCAAUCCAUUCCAUCUGACGGAACUUGAUCUGAGUGGAAACGACGUGAAGGGUUCAGGAGUGAAGCUGUUGUGUGAUUUUCUUCAGAGUCCAGACUGUAAACUACAGAUUCUGAGACUGAGGGGCUGCGGUUUGUCAGAUGUCAGCUGUUCUUCUCUGGCCUCAGCUCUGAAGUCCAGUCCAUUCCAUCUGACGGAACUUGAUCUGAGUGAAAACGACCUGGAGGAUUCAGGAGUGAAGCUGUUGUGUGAUUUUCUUCAGAGUCCAGACUGUAAACUACAGAUUCUGAGAUUGGAAUGCUGCAUUUUGUCAGAUGUCAGCUGUUCUUCUCUGGCCUCAGCUCUGAAGUCCAAUCCAUUCCAUCUGACGGAACUUGAUCUGAGAGGAAACGACCUGAAGGAUUCAGGAGUGAAGCUGUUGUGUGAUUUUCUUCAGAGUCCAGACUGUAAACUACAGAUUUUGAGAUUGGAUCGCUGCAGUUUGUCAGAUGUCAGCUGUUCUUCUCUGGCCUCAGCUGUGAAGUCCAAUCCAUUCCAUCUGACAGAACUUGAUCUCAGGGAAAACAACCUGAAGGAUUCAGGAGUGAAGCUGUUGGAGGAUUUACUGCAGAGUCCAGACUAUAAACUAGAGAAACUAUGGACCGACAAUACGAUAUUAACUGGAAUCCCGAUGUGUCAUGGAGUGGAGACAGAGGAGGACACAUCAGAGUCUGGCUGUGGGGUCAAAGGUCGUCCUCCAGACUCUGACAGUGAACCUGGACCCUCAGAUAAACGAACUGGAGCUGACAGACAUGAACCAUGUCCGUCCACUUCAGACUUAGACCUGAAGGAGUCUGAGGACGGCGUAGAGGACUGUGUGGACCGAGACCCUCGCACCAGUCCUGAAGAUCCAGAGAAGCAGCAGCUCGUCUGCGCAGAGGCUCAGGCUGGAGCGUCCAACUGGGAGGAGUUCACACCUGAAGUAUCAGCUGAGUCUGGACUCACUUCAUACAGGUUCAAGUGUCCUCGUUCAGGUUUAUUCCAUUGUACUCUGACUGGACUGGUGUUUGUUGUGGAUCAGAGGGCGGAGCUGCAGUAUAGCAUUGACCAAUGGAAUGAGGUCCUGGUGGGGUCACAUGGUAGAACGCCUGCAGGUCCACUGUUCCGCAUCGAAUGUCCUGAGAACGCUGUUCACAAACUCCACCUCCCACACUGUGAGACAAAGCACGGUCAGCGCUCUGGAAGCCUGUCUGUCGCCCACAUCACUGACGAUGGAACGAGCUUCAUUGAUCCACUGGAGAUCACAGACACUCAUGUGGUCAUCGAUAUCCCACACCUGUCUGCCUUUGGCCUCGUCUGGCAGUUUGUAGAAUGGCUUAUCGGGAGAAGAGUCCAUGGCCAAGUUCUGCUGUUCCUCGCACCACCAGACCCAAAAACAGAAAGGCAGAAGCUAAAUAUGUUACUGCUGCCCUGCAACAUCCCUGUGAAAGAGGUCCAGAGAAAUCAGUGGAAUGCUAAACAGUACGUUGAAGCCCCUUCUAGAUGUGAACUCAUCAAAAACCAUAGUUACACUGUGGACUGUCCAAAAGCCUACAUAGUACAACCUAAGAAAGCCAAUUUUAUCAUGAACUUCGGACCAAAUUAUCACCCAACAUUUGAGAUCCGCCUUCCGAACAACAUGAACCGGGUGACUUUAACAGUCAAAGACCAAGAAAACCAAGAGAUCUGGGAGCAUGAAGUGCAUCUGACUGAUCCUGCUGUGAGUCAUCAGCUGAGGUCUCAGCAGAACAUCUCUCUAGAGGACAAGUUGUUUUCAGUUCGGUCUGAGUUCAUCAAACGUGUGUCGGAGCCGGUUCUGGACCAACUGUUGGACAGACUUUUAGAAUGGAGGUUUAUUAAUGACGGCGAAAAAGAAGCAGCUAAAACGAAACGCAGAGAAGAGAGAGCUAGAUAUGUGAUCGACCUGGUCCGACACAAAGGACCAGGAGCCUGUUCAUAUCUGAUAGAAAACUUCUGUGAGCUGGACCCAACCCUUUCACAGUUCCUGAACCUGAGAACUCCUGACCUGGGUUGACCCCCUUUGACCUGGUUUGACCCACGGGACGGACGCAUGCACUUGGACUGGGCCGUGUGUAUCUCUGUUCCAUGCAUCUCUCUCUCUCUCUCUCUCUCUCUCUCUCUCUCUCUCUCUCUCUCUCUCUCUCUCUCUCUCUCUCUCUCUCUCUCUCUCUCUCUCUCAGGUCCCUUCAGCGGUAAUACUAACCAUCUCUCUCUCUCUCUCUCUCUCUCUCUCUCUCUCUCUCUCUCUCUCUCUCUCUCUCUCUUUCUCAGGUGCCUUCAGCGGUAAUACUAACCUUUAGGAAUUGUACCGCGGUGUAUCGUUAUAACAGUAAUCAUUUCAUCCCUAGUUUUGACAUCAGUCAGACACAUAACAUCCAUUUUCCACCACAGGAAGUUCAACUUUACCCAGGAUUUAGAAAGACCUCUGUGCAUUUCCAUCAGAAUUCCCUGGUAAAAAUGUUCUCUCGACCCCAAACUUUCCUUACAAAAACUUCUACUAGGGGAGUGGAACUUUUCAGAUUCCCUGGAAUUUUUGGGGGCGGGGCAGUGUGUUGAAGAACGUUGAUUCUAUUACCAGAUAAAUAACUUCUUCGGAAUGUUGAUGGAAAAGAGGAUUUAAUAUGGAAAUGUAAUAAUAAUAAUGGAUUGGACAUAUAUAGCGCUUUCCUAAACACCCAAAACGCUUUACAUUAUUGACCCAUUAUUCAUUCGCUCUCACAUUCACACUCUGGUGGUGGUAAACUACAUUUGUAUCCACAGUUGCCCUGGGGCAGAAGCGUGGCUGCCAAUUUGUGCCUACGGCCCC
Messenger RNA from Sphaeramia orbicularis (orbiculate cardinalfish), 7486 nucleotides. Its product is annotated as protein NLRC5-like. The transcript is spliced from 31 exons. The record is from RefSeq and is a predicted model, not a curated record. Gene Ontology annotation, molecular function: protein binding. Lineage: Eukaryota; Metazoa; Chordata; Actinopteri; Kurtiformes; Apogonidae. Bases 296 to 6694 code for a protein of 2132 amino acids. Gene Ontology annotation, biological process: regulation of apoptotic process.